Molecule: messenger RNA, 2489 nt
Organism: Branchiostoma belcheri (Belcher's lancelet)
Lineage: Eukaryota; Metazoa; Chordata; Leptocardii; Amphioxiformes; Branchiostomatidae
Product: 4-aminobutyrate aminotransferase, mitochondrial-like
Exons: 13
Coding region: 168-1421 (417 amino acids)
Biological process (GO): GABA catabolic process
Cellular component (GO): mitochondrion
Molecular function (GO): pyridoxal phosphate binding
Source: RefSeq, a predicted model, not a curated record
CAGCGUUGGGGAGGUGCCUGUCCAAUGUAGCCCGCCGUAAGCUGCUGCCCGAUCAUUACGACUACGAUCGACCGAUCAUAAAGACAGAAAUCCCGGGACCACGAUCAAAGAAUACAGAAGCUGUGCAGUUCUUCUGUGACUAUGAGCGCAGUAGAGGGAACUGGUUGAUGGAUGCAGAUGGCAACAGACUGUUGGACAUUUACACACAGAUCUCCUCUCUGCCGUUGGGCUAUAACCACCCAGCAUUGGUGAAUGCUCUACGAGACGUAAACAAUCUUAGCACCUUUAUAAACCGACCAUCGUUAGGAACACUCCCGCCCCUGGAUUUUCCAGACAAGAUGGGGAAAGUACUGAUGAGAGUAGCCCCACCGGGACUGAAGGAAGUGCAGACCAUGGCGUGUGGCACAUGCGCGAACGAGAACGCCUACAAAGCGGUCUUCAUUUGGUAUAGGACCAAACAACGGGGUGGCAGCAUGCCGUCUAAAGAAGACUUAGAGUCUUGUAUGCGGGACAUGCCGCCCGGUAGCCCCAAACUCUCUAUCCUGUCUUUCCAGGGAGGGUUUCACGGAAGAACCUUAGGCUGCCUGGCCACGUCCCAUUCUAAGCCGAUACAGAAGGUGGACAUCCCGUCCCUGGUGUGGCCCGUGGCGCCGUUCCCUCAGCUCAGGUACCCGCUGGAGCUGUACGCCGAGGAGAACAGACGGGAGGAGGAGAGGUGCCUUGAUGCAGUGUGGAAGAUAAUUGUGGAGUCUAAGACCACUGGCCAGCCUGUGGCGGGGAUAGUGGUGGAGCCCAUCCAGGCAGAGGGCGGAGAUCAUCACGCCUCCAACACAUUCUUCAGACGGCUGCAGAGGAUAGCAAAAGACAACGACGCGGCGAUGAUAGUUGACGAGGUGCAGACGGGAGUAGGGCUGACCGGCAGGAUGUGGGCACACGAGCACUGGGGACUGGAGGAGCCGCCAGACUUCGUCACCUUCGCUAAGAAGAUGCUGAUCGGUGGCUAUUAUUACAAGGACGAGUUUCGACCACAGGGGGGAUACAGGAUCAUCAACACUUGGGUGGGCGAUCCUGCCAAACUCGUCUUGUUAGAGGCCGUCAUCCGGGUCAUAGAAGAGGACAGACUGCUGGACAACAUGCGUGAGACCGGGGACGUUCUACUGGAGGGUCUCCGGACAUUGGAGAACAAAUACCCGGACGUGUUGGACGGUAGCCGUGGACAGGGCAGCUUCUGUGCAGUCGACUGUCCCACAGAGGCGGUCAGAAACAAGCUCAUUUAUGCCCUCAGAAACAAAGGUGUGCAGGCAGGUGGGUGCGGGGAGCGGACCAUCAGGUGCCGGCCUGCGCUCAUCUUCCAGCCGCAUCACGCCGAGAUGUUCCUCGACAUCUUCAACGGCGUUCUGGCUCAGGGGAACAUCCGAUGAAGCUUAAGGUAGCGGCAGGUUCAACUGUAGAUUCAAUGUUAGUCAAACUCUGGGGAAUUCGAAAGUCACAGACCACCUUUAUCAGGCAGUACAAAAAAUAGGAACUGGUUUUCUAAAAUGAGAUAUGAGUGUAACUAUAAUUUCUGUGCUGGUUGCAGAACCGUGGAUUGUGAGUGUGCAUCACAGGAGAGCACUUGUAUCACUGUGCCAUAUAGUUCGUCGUAGAUACCUCAGUAUAUUAGAGCGAUUCAAACAGUCAACUUUUAAAUUAUAUGAGAUAGACAGGCUGAUUUAAGCUGUAAGAUACAAGUAAUUUUGUCGCACUUGGGGGAUAAUGGCAGAAAUAUGGGCAUACCAUUUGCAACAGCAACUCUAGAUCUUAAUAUUGCAUCUUGUAAUAUUAUUGGCUUUAAAUUCUUAUUAUUUAAAACUGUCUUAAAGAAUCACAUAUCAAAAAGAUGGCCUUCGAACUAACUAGUCAACCACAGUAUCAGCAAACACACGAAUUUGUAUGUUGGCACUCCGUACGUAAGACAAAAAUGUACCAUGCCAUCUGUCCAAAUGUAUCUGUCAAUCAGGUCCCUUCUCCACUUUGCUAAUGAUAGGUCGUACAAUAAUUUAUACAGGUAAGUGCCAUGUUACUUAGUCAAUAGUGAAGUAAGUAUCGACGUAUAAAUGAUGUCGAGUGCGAAGCGAGGACCGCGAAGUGCAUUUGGUCCAUCUACUGUAGAAAGAGGUGAUUACAUGUACAUGUAUGCGCGUUAUAUAAAUGUGCCAACACUGACAUGUAUGUACACUGUGUGUACAAACACAUUUUGUAAAUGUACUCUUUCCAGACACUUUCAUCAGUCAUGUGUAGAAUAUCUAGCGCAAGAAAAGUGAUGUAACUACUGUACAAGUACUCGUCGUAGUCACAACCAGUGAAGACCAUAUAGUGUGUAAUAUCAUUCUAUCCGCUAACGUACAGUGCUUUACAUUCAUUUUUUCAUGCAAUUCAUGUAUAGACUGGAAUGUCUUACAAUGCAAACAUAUCAUGACUGGUCAUACAUGCUACACAGAAACACUCGA